This is a messenger RNA of Tripterygium wilfordii, 722 nucleotides long. RefSeq names its product pathogenesis-related protein 1-like. The record is from RefSeq and is a predicted model, not a curated record. The transcript has a single exon. NCBI's taxonomy places the organism in Eukaryota, Viridiplantae, Streptophyta, Magnoliopsida, Celastrales, Celastraceae. Bases 77 to 556 code for a protein of 159 amino acids. Gene Ontology annotation, cellular component: extracellular region.
AUAUAUACCAUCAUACGCAAACCAUUUUCUUUCACAAAAAUCCUGACUUUGGUCUUCUUCUGAAAUUAAUCCGAAAAUGUCAAUUAGCAAAGCUAUGUUUCUAUGCCUCUUAAGCUUAGGUAUGCUAGUCACACCCUCUCAUGCGCAAAACUCCCAACAAGACUUUGUGGACGCUCACAACGCAGCUCGUGCCCAAGUUAAUGUCGGUCCAAUGGCAUGGGAUGACGGGGUUGCAAACUACGCACAAAAUUACGCAAACCAACGCAAGGGCGACUGCAAUAUGGUGCACUCAGGCGGAAAACAAUAUGGAGAGAACCUCGCCUGGAGCAGUGGUGAUAUUACAGCCACGGAUGCGGUGAACAUGUGGGUGGCGGAGAAGGCAAACUACAACUACGAGUCCAAUUCGUGCAAUGGAGUUUGUGGGCAUUACACUCAAGUUGUUUGGCGUAAGUCGGUUCGACUCGGUUGCGCUAGGGUUGGGUGUGACAAUGGUGGGACUUUUGUCAUAUGCAGCUAUGAUCCACCAGGAAACUACAAUGGAGAGCUUCCGUAUUAAUAGAAUUGCAUCUAUGUGAUGUGGUCUUAUAUAUACAAAAUAAGUAGUAGUAUUUUGUAUUGAGUCUUCUAAUUAAUGAUCUCGAAAUGUUAUGCAUGUAAUGGGAAGGAUAAUAGACUCCCAAAUUGCCGGAUGACUCAAAAAUAAAACAAUGACGUUGAAGAAA